Messenger RNA from Manihot esculenta (cassava), 1417 nucleotides. RefSeq names its product ciliary rootlet coiled-coil protein 2-like. The coding region runs from base 68 to 1417 and encodes 449 amino acids. Lineage: Eukaryota; Viridiplantae; Streptophyta; Magnoliopsida; Malpighiales; Euphorbiaceae. The transcript is spliced from 2 exons. The record is from RefSeq and is a predicted model, not a curated record.
CUCUACUCAAGAGCAUGUGGCCUCCCGAGCUCGGUCUAGAGAGCAGCUGGGAAACACUGCCAGGGAGAUGCUUUUGAUGGUUACUGGCAUAUUCAUGGAGAUGGAUGCCCGGGAUCGUGCCCUCAAGGACUCGGUGGACCGUCGGAUCGAGGAAGCACGUCUUGAGGAGAAUUUAUCCGCGUCCAGCGAUGCCCGGGGCAAUCUCGCCGCGAUCCAAGAGGACUAUAGGUCCCUCCAGUUCGAUUUAUACGUAGCUAAGGAGGCCCGUAAGAAGGCAGAGGAGGAGAUAUCUGAGGUGCGAAAGCAUGCCCAGUCUCUAGAAACAGAAUUGUCUCACAUCCGGAGGGUUCUCCAAGAGUCUGACGAGAGGGCAGCUGCGGCAGAGGUUCAUUGUGGAGAAGUUCUGAAGCAGCUGUCCUCCACCGUGGAUGCUCUGCGCGAAAGGGACGAGGCCGUGAGCCAGAAGAAGGAAGUUCAGCGCCAGUACGAGCAGCUGAAAGUAAAAUUAGAUGUUGUGCUGGCUCAAAAGAGUGAGGCUGUAGCUCGGGUUGUGGUCCUGAAGCAGGAGCUGAGUAAGCAGGCCGAUAGCAUUAAGGGCUUGACUUUGGCAGCAGAGGAGUCUAAACUUCAGAAGCAGCAACUCUGCCAACAAGUCAAGACCCUAGAGAAGAGAUGCUCAGCCCUGUCUGAAGAGGCCAAAUUAGCCGAGGAUAAGGUCCAGCUGGAGGUUGAGAAGCAUUUGAAGGAGUAUAAGGAGUCCCCCGAGUUGAAGAAGGAGAUCCAGCAGGCCAGUGAAGCUUACCUCCAAGAUUACAAGAAUUCUUCUGAGCUAAAAGCCGAGAUAGCUGAGGCCUGCGAGAAACGACUUACGGAAUAUAAAGCUUCGAAUGAGAUGAAAGAGGCCAUAUGGUAUAAAGGUCUCCGUAUGUUCGUCUCUGGCUUCAAUCGAGGUUUAAGGGAGGCCAGACAUAAUCCCUCCAUCCCCUUGACUGUACUUCGAGCCAAAGAGGAGGAUUCCGAUGGUGAGGAUGUGAUCUACGGGGAGGACGAUAUGCCUUUGCCCAAAGGGACUUCUCUUACUGCAGCUGGGUCUUCUGAGGCAGAGUCCGAGCUGAAUACGGAGGGUGUGGGAGUCCUCGAACCUGAGGGGGGCGGCGUCGAGCCUCAAAAGGAAGGUGUAGAACUAGGAGAGGGAGGUGCUGGACCUCCAGGGCUGGAGAUUGUUCCUUUUGUAGGUGCUGGGGAGUCUGAGCGAGAGGAGGCCAGACCUCCCGUGGGCAGCAAUGUAGACAAUGUAAACACGGAUAGUGUAGAUAGUGUAAGGGAUAAUAUAGACGCCAGUGUAGCUGAGGGUGAUGCCCCUAAGCAUGUGAGUCCUCUGAGGACGGUCUUUCCUCCAGCAAUCUUAGAUGAUUAG